This is a messenger RNA of Xylona heveae TC161, 980 nucleotides long. RefSeq lists its product as hypothetical. Lineage: Eukaryota; Fungi; Ascomycota; Xylonomycetes; Xylonales; Xylonaceae. The transcript has 2 exons. Gene Ontology annotation, cellular component: ribonuclease P complex. The record is from RefSeq and is a predicted model, not a curated record. Gene Ontology annotation, biological process: tRNA 5'-leader removal. Bases 107 to 703 code for a protein of 198 amino acids.
AACAAAACCCCGCAUCUAUUUUCGACAGCUUACAAUUGUCGCACAACCUCCAUAGCAUCAUCGCAAACACCUCUCUCCCCACUUACUCAUUAAACCUGAAUCAAAAAUGGUCCGCCUCAAAAACCGCUACCUCCUCGUGCAAUUCCUCUACCCAUCGACGGACAGCGCAUCCAAACCAAGCAAAGAUGUCCCGGCCUUGGUCGAAUUCCACCAACCUUCUCCGCCGACAUUGACCGCUGCUGUUCUUGCCCGCGCAAUACGAGCCGAGACUGGAUAUCUGUUUGGGGAUUACGGCGCUGGCAUGACGUCCGGGAGUUUAGUAGUGAAAUAUCUCUCCCCCGCAACCUCUACUGCAAUCAUCCGCGUCACUCGAGCACAUUAUCGACUGGUCUGGGCCGCGCUGUCAUUCAUGACCAGCGUGCCCGGCUCGGGCAAACCCUGCGUGGUGCAUGUGGUGAAGGUCUCAGGAACGAUACGCAAAGCCGAAGAAGAAGCCAUUCGGCGCGCAAGAAACAUGGUGUUAAGAGCGAAAAAACAGAAUCAGUCGGGUUUCAACCUCGAUCUUUUGACGGAGAGUAUACCCGGAAGUGGUGAUGCCGGGAAGGAAAGUAGGAUUGAUCCUGCUGCUGGAGUAAUGGAUUUGGACGAUGAGGAUGAGGAUGAGGAAGGUAUAGGUGCGGGUGAUAGUACGGAUGAGGAUUGAAGCUGCAUAAAACAUGGUGUGUUUGGGGAUAUGCUUUGUGGCAAGGGCGGCGCGAGGAUAAGGAGUUUUGGUUCAUUUGGUGGGGCAUUUUGGGUUGCAUUUCCGGCGUUGAUUUCCAGGGAUGGUUGAGUCUCUGAGCUUGAAAUCGAGGAUAUACCCAAUAGAAAGAUAUUGAUUGGUUUUCUUUUGGCGUCUCAGCUUGUCUAGAGAUGCUCAACGCUGAAUAUUAUAUUUAUUAUUUAAAAGGCAUCAGAAUAGGAGAAAAACCAUGAGGGGA